Molecule: messenger RNA, 1013 nt
Organism: Musa acuminata AAA Group (dessert banana)
Lineage: Eukaryota; Viridiplantae; Streptophyta; Magnoliopsida; Zingiberales; Musaceae
Product: probable pterin-4-alpha-carbinolamine dehydratase, chloroplastic
Exons: 3
Coding region: 126-779 (217 amino acids)
Biological process (GO): tetrahydrobiopterin biosynthetic process
Cellular component (GO): plastid
Molecular function (GO): 4-alpha-hydroxytetrahydrobiopterin dehydratase activity
Source: RefSeq, a predicted model, not a curated record
AUUCGCCACUUGUCAGUAUUGUGUUCGUGUAACGAUACUUGCAUCGAGUCCGUUCCGCUAACGCUACCCCAAACGUCAGAAAUUUUCCCCAAAGCUAUCCGAUAAGCGGUAGCCGUCUGUUAGUAAUGGCGUCCGCUUCCUUCUCUUUCGUCGCGCCGCCGCUCGCAUCGGCCAACUCUCUCCUCCACGGCCGCGCUACCCUCGCGUUCCCAUCUUCCUCCCAUAGCGCUUCAUGGAGUUCGAGAAGGCGCCGCGGCCACCUCCGCCUUCUCGCCCAGGGUGCCGACCUCCUCGGCGACUUCGGCGCCCGCGACCCUUUCCCGGAGGAGAUCGAGAGCAACUUCUGCGAGAAGGUCCUCGGCAACACCGACACGAUGCACCGCAUCUUAAUCCCCAACAUAUCCGCCCUCUCCCUCGCCCAGAUGAGCUGCGAGCCCAUCUCUUCCUCUCAGCCUCCAAUCUCGACUGAAGACGCCGAGAAGCUCCUCAAGAAGGUGGUUGGCUGGAGGCUAGUGGAUGGUGAUGGAGGGAAAAGAAUCCACUGCCUAUGGAAGGUGAGAGAUUAUGGAUGUGGAGUGCAGCUUAUCACUAGGAUUUAUUGCGUUGCAGAAGUUGCAGGGCAUUUCCCUAAUCUUCAUUUGGAACAACCCAAUCAAGUUAGAGCAGAACUCUGGACAAAUUCAAUAGGUGGUUUGAGUAUGAAUGACUUUAUUGUAGCAGCUAGAAUAGAUCAGAUCAAGACACUAGAUCUUCUUCCAAAGAAGAGGAUAUGGGCAUAAUCAUGGAAUAUGCCAUCAUAUUCUCAGGAGUAUUUGACAAUUACAUUUUUCCUACAACAGCAACCAAUUAUGGAAGAUGUUUCAAUUCUUAUUAUUGUUCAAGAUUCUGCUCUGUUUCUGACGAGAUUCUUGAGUUCAAGCUUCAGCAUCUUUCAUGAUACCACUUCUAAUGUAAAUGACGGUCAACUGUUGCAUGAUAAAUUUGAUUUUAUGAAAUUCGAUAUGGUUGAAUCA